CACGCAGCUGCUGCAGCCUCUGCCUCGCGUUGUCAAACACUACAGGAAGGAGGAGUGUUGUUGAGUGAUGCAGAAGUGUGAACGAGUUCAGAAAGAACCCUAACGCCGAGAGACAGACGGUAAUAUGUGAGGCAACCCACAUUAUUACUAAUGUUGAGGCAAAAUGGCCAGGAUCUGUGCACGAUGCCAGAAUUUUCCAUGAGUCAUCAUUAUGCCAGACAUUUCAGCAGGAGAGAGAGAGAGAGAAAUCUGUCAUUUACUGCAACAUUUAGAUGGAUGUGAAAGAGGAGACGUGUGAGGCUGACAUGAAUAUCAUGGUGGAGAGGACCGUAAAUGUUAAGGAGGAGGACUGGGAGAGCGUCCACCCUAAACAGGAGAGUCUGGACAUUAAGGAAGAGGACUGUGAACUGGGGUCAGUGAGUAUUAAAGAGGAGGAUGAAGAGAAGUGUGUCAGCACUGAGAGUGUCAAGGAAGAUGACCUUCAUUAUGAACAUCAAGAUCGAGCAGUGACCGGGCUGGUCUCUUCUCAUAGCAGACACUCUUCAUCUCCGGCGUCUUCUAUCAAUUUAAAACAUGAAUCAUUACAGUCUGACACAAAGAUGACUGAAGAACUUUCAUCUCCAAUAAUUCAGGAAGAUCAGCCACCACCUAAAACGUCAUCUAAAACAAGAAUCAAACUUCACUGCUGUUCUGAAUGUGGCAAACAGUUUUCAAAAAGACUUAAUCUUCAGAGCCACCAAAGAAUUCACACAGAGGAGAAGUCAUAUUCCUGUUCUGAAUAUGGCAAAAAGUUUUUACGGAAAAGCAAACUUCAGAACCACAGAAGAAUUCACACAGGAGAGAAGCCAUAUUCCUGUUCUGAAUGUGGUAAAUGGUUCUCUUGCUGUAGUAAUCUUAAGACACACAUUAAAACUCACACAGGAGAGAGGCUGUAUUGCUGUUCUGAAUGUGACAAAACAUUUUCACAGAGAAGCCAUCUUCAAUGCCACAAAAGAAUUCACACAGGGGAGAAGCCAUAUCCCUGUUCUGAAUGUGGUAAACGAUUCUCUCUCAGGAGUUACCUUCAGAAACACAUUAAGACUCACACAGGAGAGAGGCCGUAUUGCUGUUCUGAAUGUGGCAAGAAAUUUUCACAGGGAAGCCAUCUUCAGUGCCACCAAAGAAUUCACACAGGUGAGAAGCCAUAUUCCUGUUCUGAAUGUGGUAAACAAUUCUCGCACAGUAUUACUCUUCUGAGACACAUUAAAACUCACUCAGGAGAGAAACCAUUUUGCUGCUCUGAAUGUGGCAAACAAUUUUCACAGAGAAGUUAUCUUCAGCGCCACCAAAAAAUUCACACAGGAGAGAAGCCAUAUUGCUGUUCUGAAUGUAGUAAAAAGUACUCAGAUAUAAGCCAACUUCAACACCACAAAAAAAUCCACACAGGAGAUAAGCCGUAUUGCUGUUCUGAAUGUAGUAAACAAUUUUCUUACAAUAAUAUUCUUCUGAUGCACAUUAAAACUCAUUCAGGAGAGAAACCAUUUUGCUGUUCUGAAUGUGGCAAACAGUUUUUACGCAGAAACAAUCUUGAGUGCCACAAGAGAAUUCACACAGGUGAGAAGCCGUAUUGCUGUUCUGAAUGUGGUAAACAAUUCUCGCACAGCAUUACUCUUCUGAGACACAUUAAAACUCACUCAGGAGAGAAGCCCUAUUGCUGCUCUGAAUGUGACAAAAAGUUUUCACAGAGAAGUCACCUUCAGUGCCACCAAAGAAUUCACACAGAAGAGAAAACAUAUUCCUGUUCUAAAUGUGGUAAACAGUACUCAGAUAGAAGCCAACUUCAGCACCACCAAAACAUGCACACAGGAGAGAAGCCAUAUUGCUGUUCUGAAUGUGGUAAACAGUUUUUACGUAGAAACAAUCUUGUGUGCCACAAAAGAAUUCACACAAGAGAGAAGUGUUUGGAUUAGACAAACACACCAAGAUUAUCCAAUAAGUGAACUUGACCAAGAGGAGACUUAAGAAAGACUCAGGCAUUGACUAGGCUGCAGACAUAAACCAUAAAGAGCAAAGACUGAAGCAGUGAAUACACCAAAGGAUUUAAAUGAUCCUUAGAAACGCCUUGACAGUGAGGAACAAACACAAGCAGUUAAUCAUCUAGUAAAACAGGUGAUUUCAUACAGUUUUGUGAUCAUCAACUGGCCACAGAAAGACCUCAACAGUCAGAAUGUAAAGACAAAGUUGCUUCAUGCCAACCAAAUAAUAUACAAAAGCAAUGCAUGCCAAGGCUUUAUGCUCCCAGGGCAGACAGCGGAAUAUGCCAAUAGAAACAGAUUACACAUGCAGAUCUUCAAUCAUAGGAGUGCCAGUAUUCCUUUUCAGCUCACAGGAUUGCCACAGUUUUAAAAUAUUACAGCCUAAACUGGAAAGCCAAGAUCAAUCUACAUCAAAAAGCUUGGUUAAGAAAUCCACAAAACUGAAUGUUUGCACAGAGCGAGGUGAAACAACUUUGUAAAAAGAGCAUAAAGAAGAUAGUAACAUGGUGGACCAACAGAGGAGAAAAACAACUUGAGAGACCACAUAUGCAGUAGGAAAUACACAGAUCUCAUACCAUAAGCUAAUGUAGACCACAACCUGACACACAUGAAUUGCUCAGGAGAGGAGAAAAGAGGUGCAGAAAUGCAUGCUUUCUAAUGGUCACUUAAGAUUGUGGAUUACAAGUGUGGAAGCCGGCCUGGACACAGACAGGCGGACACGUUAAUGUCACCUAACACACGUUUAUUUACAAAGUCCAUUAUUUACAAGUGCACGCAAACCACAAAAGUCCCCAAAAGUCCUGGCCACAACACAAUACUGCCUCAUUUCUUUCCACCAAGCUCUGUCCUUCUCCUCACCCGA
This is a messenger RNA of Polypterus senegalus (gray bichir), 2877 nucleotides long. RefSeq names its product gastrula zinc finger protein XlCGF57.1-like. NCBI's taxonomy places the organism in Eukaryota, Metazoa, Chordata, Cladistia, Polypteriformes, Polypteridae. Gene Ontology annotation, biological process: regulation of transcription by RNA polymerase II. The transcript is spliced from 4 exons. Gene Ontology annotation, molecular function: RNA polymerase II cis-regulatory region sequence-specific DNA binding; DNA-binding transcription activator activity, RNA polymerase II-specific. Gene Ontology annotation, cellular component: nucleus. The coding region runs from base 273 to 1949 and encodes 558 amino acids. The record is from RefSeq and is a predicted model, not a curated record.